Messenger RNA from Amphimedon queenslandica, 2081 nucleotides. RefSeq names its product KIF1-binding protein homolog. The transcript has 2 exons. The record is from RefSeq and is a predicted model, not a curated record. Lineage: Eukaryota; Metazoa; Porifera; Demospongiae; Haplosclerida; Niphatidae. The coding region runs from base 282 to 1994 and encodes 570 amino acids.
UAGCUACCACGCCCAUAGCAUGAGCAAGGACAGUAAAUUGAGUGCAGGACAUAAAAAUAAUAAAUUAUUAGAUUAUAGACUAAUAGAUAAGGACUGGAGGAACAGUAAACUACCAACACUUGAUAUAGAAGUCCCAUCCCAAGAGGCUCCAUUACCAGAGGGUGUGGGUGGACAGGAGGCGUUUGAGGAGGGGGUGUGUCUACGUGAAGUUGAGAGCGUCUGGCGUGAGAGAUUACGUGAAUUGACUCCGCCUCCUUCCAGGUCUCAAAACUCAAAAUAAAAUGGCCGCUGAUUCCGAAGACUAUACAAGUCUAUCCCCAACACUUAUUGAAUGGAUAAAGGAAGAAAUUAAACCACUUUAUGAUGAGUACCUCUCGUACAUCAAAGAGAGUGGGAAAGACCCUGAGGAGGAACCCUAUCGUUCACUUUACUCCGCCCGUAAGACCCUCCUACUAAUUAAGGAUAAGAUAGGCCAGGCCCCGCCUGAAAUUAAUGACAGUCUCCACCCACUCUCAAUCACUCUCUCUUCUCUCUUAGCCGCUAAUUACAUCAAUACUGAUGAAACUAGUGCUGGACAGAGAGAAUAUGAAUCUAUUUUAGAAUUAUCAAAAUCUCUUGAAUUUCAGGGGCGUGUCACCUUUGCUAUGGUAACAGCUUGUAACGGUCUUGGAAUAGUGUGGUCAAAUAGAAGUGAGGAAUAUGAGAAGUCACUAGAGCUCUUAAAACAAGGAGAGACAUUGUACAAGUCGUAUCACCAUCCUCCACCAUUGUCUGAUGAAGAUCUGUUCAGUGGUGACAUCAGAGACGAAGGAGAGAGAGAGAAAACGUUUGAAGAUCUUCACACACACACCCUCUUCUACCUAGCUCAGGUCUAUACUCACUUAGACCAGCCGGGACUAUCAGCUCAGUACUGUCAGAAUACUCUCUCACGUCAACUUGAGACCAAGAGCUACGACCCCAUUGAAUGGUCACUUAAUGCAGCGACCAUAUCUCAGUAUUAUAUCAAUGUGGCUAACUACCCUCAGGCUAGGCACUGUCUGGCAGCUGCUAGUGUAGUCCUUCGUUCUUAUAGCGACGAGUUAGGAGGAAAGGGAGAAGAAAUGAAAGAGAAAUUGGAGCAGAGUGAGGCUGAUGUUAGCAGAUGCUGGAUUAAGUAUGCAAUAUCUUUAUUGACCCAUUCUUGUACUGAAUCAGGAGAAAGAGGAGGAGGUGGUGGUACGAGGGAAAAGGUUGCUAUAGUACACAGGUUUGAGCCGUUAGAGUUAGCUGAUGUUGAGGGACAAGUUUCUUGUGAUGUAGUUGAGAAUUAUCAAGACGCAUCUAAGGUAUUCUUAUUUGCCGAGGCACAGAUUAAAUCGGCUCAGAAAUUUUAUAAUUUAGAAGACCACGCGACCGAUUUCGUCUCUAUCUCUCAAGAUCACUCUUCUCUUUAUAAAGUCCUUUCUUUCUUUGAGUCUGACCUUUCCUUAAAAUGUCGGAUGCACAAACGUCGUGUCGACAUCCUCUCUUCUCUCCUCUCCUGUCUCAACCCUCAGUAUUAUCUAGUACUCAAUCGCCAGCUGAUGUUUGAAUUAGGUGACACGCUAAACGACAUGGCUAACAACAAGAUAAUACUAGCCAGUGAAGAAGGAUCUUCUCCUUCACAGCAUCAAAUCCAAAAAAUAAACAGACUACUGAACGACGCCAUCAAGCACUACGGAGAGUUUUUCUCAAGUUUUGAGACUCAACCAGAAGCUGAGUACUUGCACUCUUUCCUCACGUCAAAGCUCAACGUGGCUCGCUUGCAUUCUAAACUUUUAGCAGGAAACCCCGGGGAACAAAUCAAGAAUUUGGAGACCUCAAUUCAAUCGUACAAAUGGUUAAUUGAAUAUUGUGAGUCACAUACUGAAGAGAUCAAAGAAGUAUUUACUGAGGAAUUAGGAUUGUGUAAAGAAAUGGUGGCAUUGCUGCCACAAAAAGUAGAAUUGAUUAGAUCACAAAAUAUUACAAUGUGAAUGACUGAGUGAGUUCAAUCUUGUAUCAUGUUUGUUGUCAUUGUUUUAUGAAAGUAGUUUGGAGCUAUUUCAAAUAGCCAUUUUGGA